This is a messenger RNA of Argentina anserina (silverweed cinquefoil), 1706 nucleotides long. Its product is annotated as glutathione S-transferase F9-like. Gene Ontology annotation, cellular component: cytoplasm. Lineage: Eukaryota; Viridiplantae; Streptophyta; Magnoliopsida; Rosales; Rosaceae. Gene Ontology annotation, molecular function: glutathione transferase activity; glutathione binding. Gene Ontology annotation, biological process: glutathione metabolic process. The record is from RefSeq and is a predicted model, not a curated record.
AUUGGGUUUUUUGUUUCCUUAGUGUAAAUUUAUAUUCUUUUUUUGUGUUUAUGAUUACCCAUCUGCUUAAUUUUGAGGUAGAGCAAGUUUCUGUAUGAUUUAUUAUUGUCUGGGGUACAAGGUAUGGUAGAGACUAGAAAGCUGUAUUCUUUGAGUUGGUAUUGACCUAUUUCAUGACCAUAUAUCAAAAUCAGAAUGGUCACUUAUUACGUAGCUAAUUGUUUUUCGUCUAGUUUUGUUUUAGAGUGUUUUGGUCAAGACUGAUACCAGCCACCCAUGAUAGAUAACCUUGUCGAAGAAUAGUAAUCGGUAAGUCAUCAAAUUCCUCUACAUGUAAACUACUAUAGCGACUUGCUUAAGAGGCCAAUAGAAGAUGGAUGUCAGUUUUGGUGACCAGACUUGUGUUUUUAAUCCUUCCUUAUUCAUUCAUCUAGGUUUCUGAAAAUUCUUGAUAUAUGUGAAUCACAAGAUGGUGGAUGAUCACUUUAGUGUAGUGAGAGAAUAAUGUCAAAUUAUUUAGAGCGAAUUUAUUAGUGGUAGUAUAAUUUACUCUACGUUUUUUUGAGUGCAAGAUAUAAUUCAUUUCAUCUUAUUGUUAUAUUUGUGAUGCAUUAUAGAUACUAGAUUAGGACCUCAAUGAUGCCUUUUCUUCUUAAGGUUAGACUUCAAAUUGGAGCUUAAUACAUAGUGAGACCAGCUUGACCAACCUUCUUACUACUUUUACAAUUUCUCUACUGCCUCUUGGAAUUAGAGUACUACUCCUAUUUUUGGCUAGGUGCAUACUGUGAGCAAUAAGGGAUAGGCUAUAAAACAAGGGGGUGAAAACCAAACUGCAGAACCGACUUUUCUAUUUUCUUGGUUUAUCAUUUAGAAGUCAGAACAAUAACAAUGGUGGUGAAGGUGUUUGGCCCCUUAUAUGCCGCUCCUAAACGGGUGCUGGUGUGCCUUGUUGAGAAGGAAAUUGAGUUUGAAUUUGAAACCAUCCCUAUUGAUAUUUUCAAGGGAGAACAUAAAGAUCCUGAAUGCCUCAAAUUGCAGCCCUUUGGAGCAGUUCCUGUUAUUCAAGAUGGGGAUUACACUUUAUAUGAAUCACGCGCAAUCGUAAGAUACUAUGCAGAAAAGUACAAGUUGCAAGGGACCGAUUUGCUGGGAAAGGCAAUUGAGGAAAGAGGGCUGGUGGAGCAAUGGCUAGAGGUUGAAGCACAAAACUAUCACCCUUCAAUUUACAACUUGGUAAUGCACAUUUUGUUUGCCUCAGGCAUGGGUUUCCCUUCAGACCCAAAGAUCAUUCAAGAGAGUGAAGAAAAGCUAGGCAAGGUGUUGGAUGUGUAUGAGGAAAGGCUGUCGAAGUGCAAGUACUUGGCUGGUGAUUUUUUCAGUCUUGCUGAUCUUAGUCACCUUCCAUUAACCCAGUACUUGGUGGGUGCUAUAGGGAAAGAUUAUAUGAUAAAGAGCAGAAAGCACGUCUCUGCUUGGUGGGAUGACAUUAGCAACAGGCCAUCGUGGAAGAAGGUCCUUGAGUUCGGUGCCCCAUUUUGAGGUUAAUAUCCGUUUCACGGUUUCUUGUCACUUUGGCAGCAAGUGAGAGUUCUGUCCAUCCACUCUGUUUGUAUACAUGCUUUCAAAAUAUAUGUACAGUAGAAUGUGCGCCUGCCUUGUAAUAUUCUUUUACUCUUAGCAGAUAAAAAGUUUCUUUGACUAAGGAA